UGAGAGCAGUAUGUUCGUGUUAAAGCAUCGGCUUAUCUUGAAAACAUGUGGUAGAACCACUUUGUUGGAUGCCAUCAAACCAUUACGAGAACUGGCUGACAAGCAUUGUGGGUUCAAUAAAGUGCAGGAUAUUUUUUAUUCACACAAGAAUCUUAUGCGGCCACAUAUGCAGGAGGAACCUCACAAGUGCUUUGCUAAGGAGGUUGAAAUCCUUGAUGAGCUGUUUGACAAUGGUGAAGCCUACUGUCUGGGUAAGGUGAACAGUGACUGCUGGUACCUCUACACUCUGAAUCAGUUCUGUGAUCCAAUCUUAGUGCCUGACCAGACCCUCGAGGUUCUUAUGACUAAGCUGGAUCCAGAGGUGAUGAAAAUGUUUACAUGUGAAGAAAGUAGCACUGCUCGAGAAAUUACUGAGAAAACGGGAAUCGGCAUGUUGUGGCCAAACAUGAAAAUAGAUGACUUCCUCUUCGAUCCCUGUGGAUACUCAAUGAAUGGUGUGUUUGAUGAAGACAAGUACAUGACAAUUCAUGUUACUCCCGAGGAUGAGUUUUCAUACGUCAGUUUUGAAACCAAUGCUAGUGAGAGAUGCUACAAAAGGAUGAUUGGUGACGUGCUGCAGAUCUUUCAUCCUGGAAAGUUUAUUUUGACUGUGUUUGCAAAUAAGCACUCCGUCGCGGACAUCUCGUGCACCACUCACACUGAAUACAAGUUCAGUAAUUAUCGAAAGGACGCUGCACAGCAUGUUCACUUUGAAAACUAUGAUCUGCGGUACCUGAGUUUCCAAAAGGCCCCUAGCUGAGGGAUGGGCCUGCUGACGAGUGGGAAACUACGACAGACAUUCAAGAACAAAACUUGCCGCUCGGACAGACAGAAUUUUAGAGUCAGUUAGGAUGAAAAAUUUGUGACAUUAGCAUUUUAUAGUUGCUAAAUUGUUCAUAUUGAAAUUUUCGUGGUAGUAUAUUAUAAUAUUAGUACUAUAUUAUAAUACUAAAUGUAAUGUGUGGCUUUGAUCUGAUAUGUACAGGUUUAUUACAUCUAGAAGUAAUUAGGAGAUAAACUGUGUUAAUAGUUUAUAUUUUCUUGGUAUUAUCAGGAGUAGAUAAUAGGGAAGGAGUGUGACAUCAAUAAACAAGGGAAAUUCGUCAUUUACUAGCC
Molecule: messenger RNA, 1155 nt
Organism: Priapulus caudatus
Lineage: Eukaryota; Metazoa; Priapulida; Priapulimorpha; Priapulimorphida; Priapulidae
Product: S-adenosylmethionine decarboxylase proenzyme-like
Biological process (GO): spermidine biosynthetic process; spermine biosynthetic process
Cellular component (GO): cytosol
Molecular function (GO): adenosylmethionine decarboxylase activity
Source: RefSeq, a predicted model, not a curated record